AUGUUCGGAUACGACAUGUCCUGGGCAUCCUUCCACGUUCUUGAAGUAAUGUCUUCGUCGAAACAUUUACAGAAGCGCAUUGGGUACUUGGCGGCAGCUCAAAGUUUUCGCGCCGAGACAGAAGUACUGAUGUUGGCGACGAAUCUGCUGAAGAAGGAUGUUGUCUCAUCGUCCAUCGUGAAUCUGUCAUUACCACUCGCAACGCUACCGCAUAUUGUUACUCCGUCGCUCGCCAUGUCGCUUUUGAACGAUCUCCUCCCCCGGCUUUCGCAUUCGAAUGCAGUCGUUCGCAAAAAAUCGAUUGUUGUGCUUUACAGGUUUGCCUUGGUUUAUCCCGAGACACUCCGGUUGGCUUGGCCAAAGCUGAAGGAUCGCCUUAUGGACGAUAAUGAAGAUAGUAGCGUCAUUGCUGCCGUUAUGAACGUCAUUUGCAUUAUUCAAACCACAACCGCAAUGUCUCUGCUCUAUGAAUGUAUCAAUGGUAUAAUUCAAGGAGGCAUUCUUACAGAGGCUGAAGGGACACAAGAAGGUGAUGAAAUUGCAAGCUUGUGUGUGACGAAACUUAGGGGCAUGGUUGUCAUGGAUGCCGAUCCCAAUUUGAGAUAUGUCGCACUUCUUGCGUUCAACCGCAUUGUCAUCUCUCACCCGUAUCUUGUUGCAAUGCAACGAAAUGUGAUCAUGGACUGCUUGGACGAUCCAGAUAUUUCUAUAAGGCUUCAAUCACUUGAGCUCGCCGUGCAAAUGGCAACGUCAGAUACAUUACAGGACAUCGUCAACCGCCUGUUGAAGCAGUUGUUGAAUAGCAAAAAGCCGGAAUCUCAAGAAAACGUUGGGGAUGAUACUGUUGAAGGCCUGAAUGAUUGGCGCGAUACAGAAUUCGUGGAUACUCCAUCUUCGAUAGUUCCAAGUCAAGCAGCAUAUGACUUGCCAGCUGAUUACAAGACCGACGUCGUUAGCCGUAUAUUGGACAUAUGUUCACGUGACAACUAUACGGAUAUCAUUGAUUUUGAGUGGUACGUCGAAAUCCUAGAGCAACUGCUCAAGCUUUUGCCUCAUCUCAAUACGCACAAACGGGCUCAGGGUGACGGCGCUCUGAGCCUCCUUCUAGAGACGGAUAUUGCAGUAAGAGUAGGUGCGGAACUGCGAAGUGUUGCAGUGCGCGUUAAGGCUGUUCGUGAGAAGGCUACCAAAGCGGGGGAAUCAUUUCUCUUCUUAGUUGAUGUGCAGCAGGCCUAUCAAACCGCAUUAUUCGCCUACGUUGGAGCGCUCGGUCCGAUUGCUUGGAUAGCUGGUGAAUUUUCGCAGCUUCUGUCUUUCCCCGAUCGUAUUCUGAACAUCCUCAUCAGCCCGAAUAACAAAAACCUUCCUGGAGCAGCCCUUAUUCUUUACUUACAAGCGAUACCCAAGGUGUUCUUGCGAUUGAUUUCGUCUGAGCGUUCAUGGUCUGCUAGCAGCUACACGGAGUUUUCUCUCAUUCUUGUGCGUCUGAUCACUUUCCUGGAGGGCUUAGGAGCACACCCGGACUUGGAUGUGCAAGAACGAGCGACUGAAUUUCUUGAACUUCUCCGUUUGGCAAAGGAGGCGUUGCACCCGGACGUGAAAGAUCUUCACGAAUUACCGUUCUUACUUGCGGAUGUCAUUCCUGGUCUCUUCAGGGGUUUAGAUCUAAACUCUGUGUCCGUAGACGCUCAAAAGAGGGUCCCACUUCCGGAGAAUCUAAAUCUGGACGAAACGAUAAAUGGCAUAAUACCAAAAGCUGCAGAUGAAAAAUACGACACGUGGGUUGAGGCAGAUGCCUACAAUGACAUCAAGAGCUUCUAUUAUAUCUCUAGUGGGCCAUUGCCCCCCCAGAAAGAGAUGGGGCUUGAUGCUCAAGUGGACAUCACCUUAGAAAAUGCAGAUAUCAGCUAUGCCAGCACGAAUAGCGGUCAAGAACGGUUCAGUCGUCGGGAACGGAAUAGGGAUGAUCCUUUUUACAUUGGUCACAACGACGGGCCCUCUCUCGAUGCAGUCACGCCCUUAUAUCAGGUCCACGAUAUGUCGAAUAGGGACGAGUUGGAUAUAGAUUCUAUUCCUAUUAUCGAUCUUACAACCAUACCGUCGAACACCCCCUCUCUAGGGCCGGACAAAAACAGUCGAGGUCGUGUCAAGCCAGGGAAAUUCCACAUAGCAGCUGACGAGACUAUUGACUUUGAUGGAACUCUAUCUACGGGACUAAAGAAUAAAAAAAACGAUAUGAGGACUCAAACAGGACGAAGUCUCCUGCAAGUUGACAGUAGCGGGAUCGAACAUUUGGCUCUGAGCGAAGCGCACAGAUUGCCAUCGAAUAGUGAAUUGCAACUUGAUCAGAUAGGGGAAGAGCAAGAUUUGGAAAUGGCGGAGGCCAUGCGAAAGAUAGAGCGUGUUCGGCUGGAAAUGCAACGAGCAUCUGAGCGAAUAGACGUUCAGGGGUUACCUUCUGAUGGCCAACUCAUCAAGAAGAAAGCCGUCAAGAAGAAAAAGAAGAAGAAAGUCAAAAGCGAAGAAGCCUGA
This is a messenger RNA of Talaromyces amestolkiae, 2532 nucleotides long. RefSeq lists its product as uncharacterized. Gene Ontology annotation, cellular component: membrane coat; AP-3 adaptor complex; endosome membrane. The coding region runs from base 1 to 2532 and encodes 843 amino acids. The transcript is spliced from 4 exons. Gene Ontology annotation, biological process: Golgi to vacuole transport; protein targeting to vacuole. Lineage: Eukaryota; Fungi; Ascomycota; Eurotiomycetes; Eurotiales; Trichocomaceae. The record is from RefSeq and is a predicted model, not a curated record.